UCGGUUUGUCGGACACAUUUCAGAGACGGACGACUAAAAAACAUAUUCUAUUUAUUGUGUCAUGUCUCUGCUUGUAAACACAUUAAUCGGCAGCUGACUUACAUAAAAUAGAGCGGGAUAAACAGAGCCGGAAGCUGAAAGAUGAGGAAGAGCGAGUCCGCGGAAGCGCCGGAGCGGUUUGCAUAUUUACAAUCUCUGGUCACUGAGUUUCAGGACACCGACAGUGAAGAGGCAAAAGAGCAAGUUCUGGCAAACCUUGCCAACUUUGCAUAUGACCCAAAGAACAUGGAGUAUCUGCAGGAGCUGCAGGUGCCAGACCUCUUCUUGGACAUGCUGACCGAGGACAACGAGAACUUUGUGGAGUUUGGGAUGGGGGGGCUGUGCAACCUCAGCAUGGAUCCUGAAUGUAGAGACAUUAUCCUCCAGAGCGACGGCAUCAGCCUGGUCACAAGCUGCCUGUCCAACAGGCGGGAAGAGACCGUCCUGUCGGCCAUCACCACUCUCAUGAACCUCGCCACGCCCACGACCCGUUCCCAGCUAUCAGAACCGGGAAUCCUGCAGUGCAUGCUCCGCUUCUCCCUCGCACAGAGCCCCCGUCUGCGCAACCUGGCAGCCGUGUUCCUGCAGGACUGCUGCAGCGAGGAGCAAGUGAGGCAGGCCCAGCAGCAGAUGCAGGGACACCAGACUGCAAUUGGGAUCCCGCUCCCCAAAGAAUGAAGACACCGUUUGACUCUCAGUGCCCAAAAGAAGUGCCAGAAGCUCUUCUACUAGACACUGCAAGCAGGAGUUUUUUUUUUUUUAGCCCCAGUAAUGCAGUCCUGAGGUAAUGCUGUGGGAAAAUGUGUGACUCUCCCUAAGCUUCGGGAGGAGGAAGGUGAGGUCAGGGUUGUGUUUGGGUCUUUCACACCAAAGUGGAAAAAACCACAAGAGGAGAGCUGGUGUUUGUGUGCGGGGUGGAGCAGGAACAGCACAAAAAACAGUUACCACAAACUUCUAAAUGUAUGUGUACUAAGAGUGUUGUUACGCAUGAAGUUUUCCAGAUUGUUCUUUUUCUAAGGAAAUAACUAAAUUGACAGGAGAAAUAAUGGUCUUUUUUAUUGUAAAGACUGGAGUCAUAAAUCAAUUGGUCAGGGAUUGGAAUCAGAUCAGUCUCUGAGUGGUCAGCAGAUCAAAGAGUGAAAAUCUAGAUUGUUGUUGUUGUUGUUGCCUUAGUCAAUAAAA
Molecule: messenger RNA, 1221 nt
Organism: Fundulus heteroclitus (mummichog)
Lineage: Eukaryota; Metazoa; Chordata; Actinopteri; Cyprinodontiformes; Fundulidae
Gene: armc7
Product: armadillo repeat containing 7
Exons: 3
Coding region: 142-717 (191 amino acids)
Source: RefSeq, a predicted model, not a curated record